Messenger RNA from Quercus robur (English oak), 2011 nucleotides. RefSeq names its product phytoene synthase 2, chloroplastic-like. The record is from RefSeq and is a predicted model, not a curated record. Bases 359 to 1561 code for a protein of 400 amino acids. Gene Ontology annotation, molecular function: geranylgeranyl diphosphate synthase activity. Lineage: Eukaryota; Viridiplantae; Streptophyta; Magnoliopsida; Fagales; Fagaceae. Gene Ontology annotation, biological process: carotenoid biosynthetic process. The transcript has 5 exons.
UCCUCAAUCCUCAAAACCACAAUGGCCUGAAAUACUUGUUAUCUUUUCUGACUUGUCUCUUCAUAUGUAGCCUUCAUCUUUCGAUACAUCGCAGUACAAACUAGAGAGUUGAAAUUUUUUUAUACUCUCAGCCAAUUAAGAAAAUUUGUAACAUUGUUUUAUUUUAUAGACUCAAAAAAAAAAAACCUAAUCUACUUUACUACUAGUUUAAGUGUCCACUCAUUUGUUAUAAACUAGAGCACUUUUUUCAAAGAAGCUACACCAGAGGUGAGAUCCAUUGAAAAAGCCUCAAAGCUACACUAAAAUCGAAGCUAGAUAAAAUAUUCAGAAGAUUCAGAUUCUCUGCGCUAGUUUUGAGAUGUCCGCUGUUCUUCUUUGGGUGGUUUGUCCCAAGGAGAAUGCUCACUCUUUGCUCAGUCUCGUGCCCAGAAAUUGUUGCACACAAAGGAGGUGCAGUAGUAGUAAUAAGCUGCUGAGCUCUAAGCCUAGUUUAUCAUCUGGGGUUGCUGCAUAUUCGAGUGCAGUUGCAAACCCAUCAAGAUCCUCGGAGGAAAGGGUGUAUGAAGUGGUGCUGAAGCAAGCAGCUCUGGUGAGAGAGCAGAGAGGAGAGAGUGCACUGGGUUUGAAAAAACCAAUUGAGACUGAUUGUACCACCGAUUGGAACCUGUUGAAUGAUGCUUAUGAAAGGUGUGGAGAGGUCUGUGCUGAGUAUGCAAAGACAUUUUACUUGGGUACAUUACUCAUGACACCAGAACGGCGAAGAGCUGUUUGGGCAAUUUAUGUGUGGUGCCGGAGAACUGACGAGCUUGUGGAUGGGCCUAAUGCUACACACAUCACACCCAAGGCUCUGGAAAGAUGGGAGACAAGGUUAAAUGACCUUUUUGAAGGUCGACCAUAUGAUAUGUAUGAUGCUGCCCUAUCUGAUACUGUCUCAAAGUACCCUGUUGAUAUACAGCCCUUCAAAGACAUGAUAGAAGGAAUGAGGCUAGACUUGAGAAAAUCAAGAUAUGAGAACUUCGAUGAGCUCUACCUUUACUGCUACUAUGUUGCCGGGACUGUGGGGCUUAUGAGUGUUCCAGUAAUGGGGAUAGCACCAGAAUCAAAGGCUUCAACAGAGAGUGUUUACAAUGCUGCAUUGGCCCUUGGAAUUGCUAAUCAACUCACCAACAUACUCAGAGACGUUGGAGAAGAUGCUAGCAGAGGAAGAGUUUAUCUCCCACAAGAUGAACUAGCACAAGCUGGCCUGUCAGAUGAAGAUAUAUUUCGUGGUAAAGUAACUGAUAAAUGGCGUAGUUUCAUGAAGGGCCAGAUAAAGCGAGCGAGGAUGUUUUUUGAUGAAGCGGAGAAGGGGGUUGCAGAGCUCAGCUCAGCUAGCAGGUGGCCGGUAUGGGCAUCAUUGUUGUUGUACCGACAGAUUUUAGAUGCCAUUGAAGCUAAUGAUUACAACAACUUCACAAAGCGUGCUUAUGUAGGAAAAGCAAAGAAACUAAUAUCACUUCCCAUAGCCUAUGGCAGAGCACUUAUGGAACCUUCAAAAUUGGCCAAGUUAGUAAUGAGGUGAACCUGAUAUCUUGCCAUGUUUGUACGAUUCUAAGUUUGUAAAGUGUGUCUUCAUAUUGGAGAAAGUCAUGUUCUGUUGUCCCAUACGUGAGAAUAUGUAAAUUUCAAGCCAGUUGAAGAAUAUUUCUUCAAUGUAUUCCCUAUUCCUGUCUUGAGAAUGCAUAACAGGUGAGAUCUUCGGCAAUUGAAGAAAACAACUACAUUGGGCUUGCAAUAGGCUAUUUUAAAGGUGUUUCCAAAGAAAUGGCCCAUAAUGUAGCAGCCCAAUGGCCCAUAAUUUGGGGUUCUUCUUCUUCGGCCCGGGACCUUCUUUCAUUUCCUCUACACCACUUGGAUCCUUGUACAAGAAAAUUGGGCUUAGUCCCCCAAUAACCUCUUGGUUUGUUCAUUUAAAUUGUUAUUCAACCGAAAAAAAUAAAAAUAAAAAUUAAGCAACUCAUGCUUUUAUAUA